This is a messenger RNA of Penicillium canescens, 732 nucleotides long. RefSeq lists its product as uncharacterized. Lineage: Eukaryota; Fungi; Ascomycota; Eurotiomycetes; Eurotiales; Aspergillaceae. The transcript has a single exon. The coding region runs from base 1 to 732 and encodes 243 amino acids. The record is from RefSeq and is a predicted model, not a curated record.
AUGGCCGACACCCCGCACCCGGACAGCUGGCAGCCCAGUCCCGAGAUGCACGCCCUGCUGUUCACCGACUUCAACGGCGACCCCGCUGACCCGGACGACGUGAUCGCAGACGCGCUGGACGGUGGCUACGCUGAACGCACUCCCGCCCUGCUCGCCAUCCUGCAGGACGCGUCGGCCGAUCCGGCCGAGCGCCUGCUGGCCUGCGUUGCGCUAACCAGCUGGGCAGAUCCUGCUGGCUACCAGGCGGUGAUUGCCGCGGCCGUGGCACCGGACGAGGUGGUCUGGCGCGGGCGAUCUCACGACCGGUUCUUCUCGCAGGACGAUACCUUCGGCCAGCUCGCGGACGCGGUCAGCGCGAGCGAGUACAUGGUUGAUGAACGUGGUACCGCAGACCUGCGCAUCGACGCCGCCCGCGCCCUCCUUGCCAUCGCAGAUCAGGUCCAGUUCGACCGGCAUAUCGGACGGCUCCUGUAUGGCCAGAUCAUUGACGCCUGCCAGGGCAACAUCCGGUCCACCCUCGACCGAGGUAUCCACCGCAUUGCCACCGACGACCACAUCUCCUUCGACCUCGGCCUCCAACUAGCCCUGCUCGCCGUUGCCCUGUAUCGGGUCGACGAGCUGGCGGCCACCGAUGCGAUGCGCCGUCUCACGGCCGCAAACCCGGGGAACCGCGCGCGCCGCGAACUGGCGGAGGUGACGGGAAACUCGUCGUGGUUGGAAGCCGUUGAUUAA